Molecule: messenger RNA, 988 nt
Organism: Porites evermanni
Lineage: Eukaryota; Metazoa; Cnidaria; Anthozoa; Scleractinia; Poritidae
Source: the annotation of a GenBank genome assembly
AAGAUUCAAUGCUUCUGGACUUUAUUUUUUAACAGAUACAGAUUUGAUGGCAACUGUUGAUUUACAAACAUUAUUACCUCACUACAUAGCAUAAGUCUAACAGGCUUUUUAGAAAAGUCCAGAUGAUCACGUGAAAAGAGCUCACUGCUGAGCUUUUGCUACUUCUUCAAUGAAGAUACGAUUCAUUGAAUGCCAACCAGUGUCGGCGUUAGCAAGCUUAUGUCCUGUGACGCACUUUCCAACCGAGAAUCCCACUCGCACCUUUCCUUUCUGAAUGUUAUUGCAGUGACCUUCAAUGUGGCGGUGACGAUGAAGAUUAUGGUUUCUGCCUGUUCGCAUGUAGAAUGCACCGUCAAUAGUUCCAGGAGAGCUGCACUCGGCUCCAUUAAAGGUGAAAUACCAGCGACUACAGCAGUUGUCACAAUAGCCAACCCUGAGGUUACCAGCAUAGUAGACAUGGAGGGAAGUGUCCGGGUAUUUCUUCACAAAGUCACAGUUCUAAACGAGAUAUAAAGAAACAAAAUAGCUUCGGUGCCUGCAGUAUGACAGUCAAUCAUUUUAGUAAAAUCAUCAUUAUCGCUGACCGCUGACCAAGGCAUUAUGACAAUCAAUCAUUUUAGUGAAAAUUACUUGCUUUGAGCUAAUAUAAUAUUUUUUAACUCGGGUAACAAAGUGACGAUCCGUACUUACAUAUAUCAGUCCUGAAUCUUUGUCGUCCCCUUUUUUCCAAGCACACUACUUCCAGUUCAUGUGUGAAGCCAGUCGUGACGUUCCACUGUCGCCUUUGUCCCCUCGCUGCCCUUUUUGUCCGGCAGAACCCUGGAUCCGAGGCUCUCCCUUUGCUCCUUUCUUUCCGUCAGUACCAGGUGGUCCCUGGGUCCCAGUUUUCCCCGGGCUACCCAGGUCUCCUUUGGCUCCAUCUCGACCAGGUGCCCCAGGGGCUCCUGGGACGCAUGUCAUGUAUGUCCACAUCCCGGUUUGUCCGCCA